AUGUCCGGAUCUUCAGGGUACGGAGCGGCGUCUCUUUCCCGGGAGUUCGUUUUUGACAUGAGGCAGCACCCGUCUUCCCCGCCCCGCCACGUGUCCGCGCGCUGGUCCGGGGCUUCGCAACCCGCGCACGCGCAGCCUCCGCCGAAGGAGCUUCUACGCAGCGACGAUGAGGAUGAGGACGGGAUUGAGGACCCGGAGGACACGGAACAGCCCCCCCCCGCCCGGCGCGCGCACACUGCGUCGGACGCCAUGCGCGGAAAGAAGGGCGCGCGCGCCAUCAGCGGCGCCAGCGGAAGCGGGAAGGACGCGGGGUUUGCGCACAAGGGAAACGGUCCGCUGAGCCCCAGUGGCGGGUUGGGGGCAGUGUCGCGUUUCCAUACCACCAGCAACGCGGAGAGACGGCACAGGGCGGAAGGCGGAAGCACGGGGGGAAGGAGAACGUCUCUGGAGGGCGGAAGCAUGAAUAAUUUAGGCGGAAGCAUGAAUAAUUUUAGCGGCAGCAGCGGGUUCAGCAGCAGCACGGGGUCGUUAAGAGCGUCGGUCGACGCGCCGCAGAAGUCGUCCUCGAGGCGCCUGUCCGCGUCGGCGUCCUUCAAUCCGCGCUCCUCGCACGCCGCGACCACGUUCAACCACUCCGGACCGCACGCCGCCGCGCAUUCGGGUCCGCAGGCCGCGCUCUCCCCGCGCGCGGGCGGCCCAUCCGGCGGCGGAGGGUCGAAUCUCGGUUCCGGCCCUCAGUCCAGGUCCGGUAAAUCCCGAGCCACGGCGAGCAUGGCCGAAGCUGACGGCUUGGGGCUAGGUUUGGACAAGCUGGACGCGUUGCGGCGGGAGCAGCAGCAGCAGCUGCAGCUGGCCGCUGCGGCCGCGGCAGGCCACGGGGGAGCAGCGGCAGCGCGGCAGAUUCUAGGGUUAAAAGAGAGCGAGAGGCGGAGAGGACCAGGCUCGGGAUCGCUCGUGGCUCGGGAUGAUGUGGGUAGGAACCAUCACCACUACCACCACGCGCAGCAGCAGCAGCAGCAACAGCAGCAGGGUCACCACCGUCAUCAGCAGUUACACGCCAGCAGCAGUGGUGGUAGCGGCAGCGGCGGGGGAGGGGGCGCAGGGAGCGCAGGCGGGGGAAGCGGGCAGUUCCGGCGGGGGACGUCCGCGGAUAACCGCUCCCCGCGCCACGCGCGAUUCGCGUCGGAGGUCCCGCAAGGUGGGAUGCACGGUAGCGGAGUGCACAGUAGCGAGGACGCGGACGACGCGGCGGCAGCGGCGGCGGCGGCGGCAGGCGGAGGGACGGCUGGGCGCGCGGCGAACCGAGCUAAGCUGCGGUUCUCCAAGUCGCUUAAGAAGGUCGCGGGGGAGGCGGCGGGGGACGCGGAAGACACUCCAGUGGCGGACUCUCUCCUCCGCCGCCCGCCUGCUCUCGAACUCGGCAAGCUGUCCGCGGGGGCGGCAGCAAACGCGUCGUUUUCCGGGCCAGUGGUGGUGGGGUCGGGGGAUGGGGGGCGGGAGGGGGCGCAAGCAGCGGGGGAAGCAGCGGGGGGGGAAAGGGGAAGGGCAGCGGGCGGAGGUCCGGUUCUGGAUCAGAGCAAGUCGGGGCGGAGGGCGUUCCUGGGGUUGCUCAAGGGGCUGCGCUCGCCGCGGCUGUCAGGCACGUUCGACCUCGCCACUGGCGCGGGGCUUAAGAGCCCUACAGGCGGAGACGACUGGGCCGCGGGCGCCGCUGCAGUGGGGGUUUCGCCGAGAGGAGCGGGGGGAGGAGGAGGAGGGGGUGGGGGUGCGGGGGGCAGGAGCGGGAGCCCCGCGGAGGCAGCAACAGGCGAGCGGAAGAGCGCGUCCCGCCCGUCCCUCUCCCCCCUGCGCAGCCCGCGGCUGUUCUCCUUCAGCGGAUCCAAACGCUUCGAUAAGAGCCCGCGCGGUAUAGCACACAGCCUCACAGGCACAGGCUCAAUGCGCAGCCCCCGAGGGGGAGGGGACGGCGGGGGCAGCCCGGAGGAAUGGACAGUAGGCACUGGCGGGAAAGAGGGCAUCUUAAAACGGGGAUACGCGGACGUGCGGAAGGUGUACGAGGUGGGGGAUAAGAUCGGCGAGGGACGGCCGGGCGUGGUGGUGUAUGCAUGCACGGCAAGGAGGAGUGGGCGCGCGCUCGCGUGCAAGUCGAUAGACAAGAAGACGCUGGAUGAUGAUAAGAAGGCGGAGGCUCUGCGGCUGGAGGUGGAGCUGAUGAAGCAGCUGGGCGUGCAUGGCGGCAUCGUGUCGGUUCGAGAUGCCAUUGAGGAUGAUACGCAUGUGCACCUCCUAAUGGAGCUGUGCAGCGGGGGUGACCUCCUCAACUUCGUGAACACGGCGCCAGCCAUCUCGGAGCAGCAGGCGGCCACCAUAGUAAGGCGCCUGGCGGACGCCGUGCGCUACUGCCACCGCCAGGGCGUGGUGCACCGCGACCUCAAGCCCGAGAACAUCCUCAUGGCCGCAAAAGGCGCCUGGUGGGACCUGAGGGUCGCUGACUUUGGCAUCUCCGCCAUGCUCAAGCCAGGCGAGCGCAUUCGAGGCUAUGCGGGCAGCCCAUUCUACAUCGCCCCGGAGGUGCUGGGCGGAGCGUACGCAUUCGAGUGCGACGUGUGGUCGCUGGGCGUGGUGCUGUACGUGCUGCUCGCACAGAAGCUGCCCUUCUGGCACGACUCGGACGCGGGUGUCUACAAGCUGAUCCUCAAGGGCCACGUGGACACGCGCACCGGGCCCUGGACCAGCAUCUCCAGGGAUGCUAAGGGGCUCGUGCACCGCAUGCUGACUGGCAAGUCGUGUGAGGGGCGGCAGCGCCACCUUCAUCCUUCUGCCUUCCGUGCUUCCCUUCUAAUUGACAUCCCUUCCCUCCACUCAUCCCCCUCCCUCAUCCCAUUCGUCUCGCUCACUUCUUCCCUCGUCUCGUCUCUCCCUCUGCCCUUCUCCCUCGGUCUCUCCCUCUGCCGUUCUCCCUCCUCUCCCUUGGCACUUCUCUCUCCGCCUCUCCGUCCCUGCAGAGCACCCAUGGGUGGUUGCGAAUCAAUGCGAGGUGCCAGAAGCACCGCCGCCACCAUCAGAGGCAGAGACAAAGCAGGCCAAGAGGCGAAGAGCCAUCGCCCGGUCACGAGCCAACAUCAUCGCCUCCUUCCGCCUUCCCUUCUGCCUCACCCCACUCACCAAUGA
Messenger RNA from Closterium sp. NIES-65, 3171 nucleotides. Lineage: Eukaryota; Viridiplantae; Streptophyta; Zygnematophyceae; Desmidiales; Closteriaceae. The record is from the annotation of a GenBank genome assembly.